Exophiala bonariae is the source of this 1110-nucleotide messenger RNA. RefSeq lists its product as uncharacterized. The coding region runs from base 1 to 1110 and encodes 369 amino acids. The record is from RefSeq and is a predicted model, not a curated record. The transcript has a single exon. Lineage: Eukaryota; Fungi; Ascomycota; Eurotiomycetes; Chaetothyriales; Herpotrichiellaceae.
AUGAAAGUCGACGACAUCCUCAAUCCUGUCACCCCGGCCAACCUAAAAUUGGGCCACAGAACGCCAGUAGCAGGUCGAUUCGAUCAGGCUGAAAGUAAUGCCCACACGUAUAACUCCGGGAUGAGAGACCAGACGAAAAACCUAGGACUUCGGCCACAGGAUGAACCUAGACUGGAUCGGCCACCCUGCUACUGCCGAGUCGAGGACCUUGACAAGCAGAAUAUUGGCUACCCGAUGUCGAGAUAUCCACACAAUAGCAUUACUGAAACCACGGAAGUUUCCUCCACUAGUUACCCAGUGCCAAAUGCCUCGAGAUCUAUGGUACACUCUGUAAUGCCAACGUCAGACAAGGUCGCUCACCCGCCGACCAUGCGAGCGGACCCAUCACUCCGCAACGAACUCGCCCCCUCCCCAAAGCAGGAUAAGGCAGGACGCACGGUACACACUUUCCUGGAUGAGGAGGGACAUCACAAACAAUACUAUAUCGCGUGUCAUGCUCCAUCAUGUCCGUACCUUGGAUUCAGAACGAUAGCGGAGAUCUUGAGUCACUUCGCAAGGGUCCAUCGUGAAUUAUUCGUUGAUCAUGUCGAGAGGCUCGAUGCCGGAGGUUUCGUCCUUGCCAUUCCAGAAGCUCGGGUUCAAGGUCAUGAGCAGGAAUAUGGACUGGGUUCUGCUGGUAUUCUGACCCUGCGGUGUCUGUCUGAUGAAUGUCAAGAGCGGAAAUACUUCUCUGUUGGACCUCUUCGAAGUCACCUAACCAGAGUGCAUCGAAAAAUCCUCGGCCUGCCUGCUGGAACGCAAGCCAAAUGGAUGGCUUGGCAGCCUCAACUAAAUAUCCAUCAAGAAAUCGACCUGCCUCAAGCUCUUGGGGCCGGUUCCACUGCUUCAUUAUCGGUGAAGACAGUCAACCAAGCGGCGCUUCUUGAUGGUGACUCCCAUGGACUGCAUCCUGGCGCAAUGCUGGCAAGCGUCACGAAGACGCAGAAAAGGAAAUGGGAGCUAAUCAUCGAAAUCAGCAGCGACGAGGACAAUGCCGGUGGCGAUAGAAUUCCCUUGAGUCACCACCAGCAGCCGCUUAAACCCCGAAAAAAGGAGACAACGAUUUCUUAA